AUGGUUGCAAGGGGAUCAGCGCUCAACAUUGGCAUGCCUCUCAUCAGCUCUAGCUUUCGCAACAGAGACAGCGAGGUCCCUCUUCCUUUUGGAAAGGGUGGUGAUAACACCACUGCUACCAAUAAUAGGCCCUUGCAUAUCAGUAUACUAAAACAUACUUUCUUUCAAUGGGGAAUUGAUCUUGCUAGUAAUCUUAAAGUUAUGCAAUACAGACUUCAGCAUAUCGUAGUUGAGAUUCCCAAUACCACCUAUACUAUGCUAGAAAACGCAAUAUAG
Molecule: messenger RNA, 276 nt
Organism: Sclerotinia sclerotiorum 1980 UF-70
Lineage: Eukaryota; Fungi; Ascomycota; Leotiomycetes; Helotiales; Sclerotiniaceae
Exons: 2
Coding region: 1-276 (91 amino acids)
Source: RefSeq, a predicted model, not a curated record